AUGAGCGUCAAGCAGGGUGCAAGGGUCAGCCCUAAUGGUCGGUUCAGCCCCCCGCUAUCCUCCGCUUCCUCUGGUUCAAGACAGGCCUCCUCCGAUCUCCGUGAAAGUGAUGCAGUGUCGGAGCUGGACAAGAUCGCGGCCCUCCAGAAGAAGCACCAGCAGUUGGCAUCGUUGCGACGGCGGCUCGAGAGCGCUGAGGACCAGGUCGACUUCUACGUCGAUCUCUUCGCCAAAGUUCAGAUGGCAUGCAACGUCGCUAAGAGGAUAAGUGAGGACCAUGACAACGACUCGGAGCUCAAGGAUUGCCUUUCGCAGCUCCACAGCAUGCUGAUGUCGCAGCCACCCUCACUUCAGGGCGUUCAUGUUCAGCCGUUCUUCCACCUUCCUCCUCCUCCUGCUCCUUCCGCUCUUCCUCUUGCUAACCAGGAGGACGCGGUUCCCAGCAAGCACGCCGAUGUCGUCAGUGACAUCAUUUCCCAUGCUCCUCAGAAGAGCACUGACAGGGCGGGUGCGAUCCCUCAUGCGCGGAUGGAGGGCAAGCAGAGCAGGGUUGUGACUCGCCAGUCUGUUCCUGACAGCUCCUCUCCGAAGAUGAGCGGAAGGAACAGGGUGAAGGCAAAGUCAAGCACAACCAUGAUGCUGUAA
Guillardia theta CCMP2712 is the source of this 645-nucleotide messenger RNA. RefSeq lists its product as hypothetical. The record is from RefSeq and is a predicted model, not a curated record. Lineage: Eukaryota; Cryptophyceae; Pyrenomonadales; Geminigeraceae. The transcript is spliced from 4 exons. Bases 1 to 645 code for a protein of 214 amino acids.